Mycotypha africana is the source of this 849-nucleotide messenger RNA. Its product is annotated as chromatin assembly factor 1 subunit A-domain-containing protein. Gene Ontology annotation, biological process: nucleosome assembly. The record is from RefSeq and is a predicted model, not a curated record. NCBI's taxonomy places the organism in Eukaryota, Fungi, Mucoromycota, Mucoromycetes, Mucorales, Mycotyphaceae. The transcript has 2 exons. Gene Ontology annotation, cellular component: nucleus; CAF-1 complex. Bases 1 to 849 code for a protein of 282 amino acids.
AUGUCUAUUCCUAAUGUACGUCUUAUUCUGAAAAUGAAAUUACUGCAAUUUGAUGAAGAUGUCCGACCGGCCUAUUACGGUACAUGGACAAACAAGAAGAGUAAUAUAAUCACGCAUAAGCAGCCAUUAGCAAAGGAUGCCGCUUUAUUCGAUUACGAUGCGGACAGUGAAGCGGAAUGGGAGCCUGAAGACGAUGAAGGCGAGGAUAUUCAUAGUGCAGAUGAGCAGGAUGAUUUUGAGGAUAGUGAUAUGAUGGACCCUGAAGACACCGGUUGGCUUGUACCAGAAGGAUAUUUAUCUGAUAGCGAAGGUGUGAAUGAUGAAGAUGAGGAAGAAAUCGAAAAUAGAAAAAUGAAGUAUCAGAAUGGAGGACAUGGUAUCUCUCAAAGAAAGUCAACUCGACCUACCAUCCAAAAAAUUGUGUUGGGCCCCUUUUUUGAAGGAGAGGAAGAGAAUCAUAAUACAGUCGAAUAUGAAGCUUUCAAAGUCUAUGAGACGCAGUUAUUUAUUGACAUACCAAGGGAGGGAUACGACCCAUUCUAUAAAGAGCCUUCUACUAGCAAUGCUACCGCUGUUGUUUCAGCAAUAGCAGGCGACAUGGAUAAUGGACAAAGCACCUCAGCAACAACAAAUCCUUCAAGCAAAGUGGAAUUUACCGAUGUACAUAAACAUGCCUUAAUUAGUGUUAUUAUUGAGAAACCAACAGAGUCGAUACCAAAUUUGAUCCAAGAGGCCAAAGCUAAUUCUGUACUAAAAGAUGUUUCUAAAAGGCAACUGGAAAUGAAUAUCAAGAAUAUUGCUGUGAAGGAAAAACGAGGAUCAGACAAAGUAAACUAUAUAAAUUUAUAG